UUCCGGAGACCCGGUGAGCGCGGGAACCCUGGCAUGGAAGGGUGAGAGCUGCGAACGCCCACGCCAAACCUAACGGCCUGUGAGUACAGGACAGAGUGUGGGACGGACUGAUUGAAGUAUGGGACGACUGACAGAAUAUGGUGAUGAAGCUCUAACAUUUCUUCAGACCCAAUUCUGAGACUUGAGUCAUCCCUGUGACUCACUGAAUUCUUCUGCCCAAUGGCCAUCCCCAAGAGCUCUCUGAGCCCAGUACUCUGGGAACAGGAUAGCUUCCUGCAGGUGAAGGUGAAAGAGGAAGAAGCUAGCGACUCUCAGAGCCAGGAAUCCAGCCCUAGCUUUACUGCCCACCCUGAGGCUGCACGCUUGCGCUUCAGGCACUUCCGGUAUGAGGAGGCAUCCAGCCCCCAUCAGGCGCUAGCCCAACUGCGAGAGCUAUGCUGCCAGUGGCUGAGGCCAGAGUCGUCCUCCAAAGAACAGAUGCUGGAGUUGCUGGUGCUGGAACAGUUCCUGGGUGCGCUUCCCCCUGAGAUCCAGGCCUGGGUGGGUGCUCAGUGCCCAAAGAGUGGAAAGGAGGCCGCUGUUCUGGUGGAGGAUAUGACUCAACUGCUGGACAGGAGAGGAUGGGAGCCAGGAGUGGACCGUGAAGAGGCAAGUUGCAAACAGAGCAAUACAGAUGAAUUGGAGCCACCAGAAAUGGCCACUGAAACCAUCAUGGGAAGUGUUUCCCCAGAGUCUACCCUUGCCCAGACUUGUAAACCUGAGAACAGCUCAGAGAGCCAGCCAGAGCUCCUAGGAGCACUCUGGAUGAAGUCUACUGCCCAAGAGGUGGAUUUAAAAAAAGCUCUGGAGCCUCGCAUGGAUGCCCCCAAUGACCAGCCUGACCAUGAGUCUGAUGCCUCAGGAAAUGAUUGCAGUAUGUUGCCCAAAUUCCCUUCUGAAGACAAGACUUCUUCAGAGGAGAAAUGUGGCUCGUUACUUGAUAAUGAGACAGUGCCUCUAGAUACAUGUUCAGAGAAAAAGUCCUCCAAGGAUAGUGAAUGUAUGAGAACACUCCAGAACACGUCAGCCCAAGAGACCCACCAGAAGAACCACUCUCAGAAGACACCCUAUACCUGUAUUGAAUGUGGGAAGGUAUUCAGUCGGAGCACCCACCUUGUCCAACACCAGGUUGUUCACACAGGAGCAAAGCCCCAUGCAUGUAAAGAGUGUGGUAAAGCCUUCAGUCGAGUUGCCCACCUGACCCAGCACCAGAGGAUUCAUACUGGGGAGAAGCCUUAUAAAUGUGAGGAAUGUGGCAAAACCUUCAGCCGCAGCACCCACCUCACGCAGCAUCAGCGGGUACACACAGGCGAGCGGCCCUACGAGUGUGAUACAUGCGGCAAAGCCUUCAGCCAGAGCACCCACCUGACACAGCACCAGCGUAUCCACACUGGAGAGAAGCCCUACAGGUGUGAAGUGUGUGGGAAAGCCUUCAGUGACUGUUCAGCUCUGGUCCGGCACCUGAGAGUCCACUCCGGAGAGAAGCCUUACCGGUGUAAGGACUGCCCCAAGGCCUUCGCACAAAGCUCCUCCCUCAUUGAGCACCAGCGCACUCACACGGGUGAAAAGCCUUAUAAAUGCAGUGACUGUGGGAAAGCUUUUAGCCGCAGCUCAGCUCUCAUGAUGCACCUAAAGCUCCACAUCACCGUGUCUCGAAGCACCCCUUAGAGUACAGCACAGCCCCCUGAGAGGCUUGACGUCUAAGAAACCCUGAAUUCCACAAGAGCCAAAACCACCAUGGGCUGACAAUUGUGCUACCUAGUGUCUAAGGACAGAGUGGGGCUAUCUGGGAGCACCUCUACAUUUGAGGUCCCAGGGGAAGUCCCCUAAUGAACACAGAUUCAGACCAAUUGGUGAAGCUUCCUACUGCCCUCCAUAUCCCACUCAGGCUGGUCCCAGAGAGAAGAUACUAGUGAACUAAUGAUCUGCAUUGUUUCUUGGAACCAGAUCAAGUAAAGCCAGGUGUCUUUCCAGGCUCAGAUGGCCCAAGAUCCUCUAGGCAGGAAGACCCAAGCUUCAGGUUCUCACACGGCUACUGUUCUUGCCAGUUCAUUUGAUGGUCAGCCUAGAGUGGCCCACUCUGUGCCUUCAUACCUGCUUCCCCACUGUAUUACUUUAUGACUGACUCCAAGACAGACUUGUGAGGGUGCCUCUCCAUGCCAUCCCUCUCAUGUUCUCCCUGCUUUAAUCCAUAGUGAUGCUUAACACUUGCCCAGCAUCUGUCUUUUCCUCCUACGUCUCCCUUCCACAUCUCACAGGCUCCAGCCCUGUGGAUUCACCUCAGGCUCAUCUCUAACCCAGCCACUCCUCCAGCAUCAUCUCCUGUGAGCUUACCCUGCCCCCCAUUGGAUUUUUAUCAGGGUUCUCCUUUCUCACCUCUUUAUUCCUGGCCCAUCUCUUUUUGCUACCCAGAUCACAGUGAGUCAUUCCAUGACAUAAUAUGUUGUCAGUGAGUCACCUCUUCAACAAACAAGCAUGCCGGGAUACGUGUCACUUUGACCCAAGCAAUUACUCUAGUUAUCCUCAAAUGUGUGUAUAAAUGUUGUCAUAUGUCUUUGAGCACAGUGUGUGAAAGUGAUUUCAAGUACUGGUCUGCCUAUUGGGCAAACUACUCCUUGUCUGUUAUUUGUUUGCUCUAGUCCUGGCCUCCUCUUGCAUUUUCCACUCCUUGUAGCCUCACCUCCCACAUGCCGGCCAUACUUUCUCCCACCUGUGUGCCUAUCUGCCCCUAGAACCCUGAGGCCUUUCCUCUUUGAUGUCUCAGACACCAUUGAAAAGCUUCCCCAAACACUUUGACCUGACCUUAUCUUGCCUGAGACUCUCUUGCUGCUAGGGUACCCCAUUAUUAAUGUCUUAAACCUCUUACUAUGUUAUUGUGCUUGCACUUCUUACACAAUGCAUAGGCCAGCGCUCCCAAAGUAUUUUAUACUGUGGACACGGAGCAUAAGAUGCAGCAAAACCCCUUCCCGAUGUCUCUAGGAUGUGUAUAAUCAAUACCUUCCUUGGGUAGCCACUGUCCUCCACCCCAUGUUUUCUUCAUAAAGACAUUUAUGGAAGAGCCCCUGUGCCCAUAUAAGUCCAUCUGUAGUGGUCAAAAUAAAACAUGGCUUUACUGAGCCUUCCUUGCCUCCAGUCCUAAAGUCCUGGGUACCAUAGACUUAAGGGACUCUGCCAAUCCUAAAAUCAUAACCUGUUUACUUUGCCUGCCUUCCUUUCCCUCAGAAAGAUAAUCCCCUGGCUCCUGUACCUCCUGACUAAUAUGGGUGAUUUCACAAGGUUCUCAGUCAUGGAUCUACAUAAGCUACUGUAUCUACGUCUAUUAGCAUAAUACAUUGUUUUCCUGAA
This is a messenger RNA of Rattus rattus (black rat), 3384 nucleotides long. It is a transcript of the gene Zscan22, whose product is annotated as zinc finger and SCAN domain containing 22. The transcript is spliced from 3 exons. The coding region runs from base 220 to 1707 and encodes 495 amino acids. The record is from RefSeq and is a predicted model, not a curated record. Lineage: Eukaryota; Metazoa; Chordata; Mammalia; Rodentia; Muridae.